AAAACUAAACGAAUUUUUAUAAUUUAUAAUAAAAAAUUAGUACUUAGUUUUAAAAGGCUGUACGAUCAAUUUAUUUCAAAAUUUCCUUGGCAUACGAUUUUUUUUGUAGUUGGCGUACGAUCACACUUUUUUUUCACCUGGCAGCCAUGGUCCCUACCAAUAAAAUAAGACACAGUCACCAAUUCAAGAAUUCGCAAAAACUAUUGUCACAAACUCACAAACUAAAACAGAUUAACGGGUUGUCCAGUUGUUUGCUUAGUAUGAUGGAAGAGGGUGAUCAGAUCAAUAAUGAAGGUGAUGAACAAUAUGAAGCUGAUGAUCAAUAUAAAGAUGAGAGUUAUGGUGAAAGGUAUCAAGAAGAAUAUUAUGAUGAGGGUGAAGAGCAACAUCAAAAACCCACUAAACCACCAAAAAAAUUUCGAAAUAAUUAUAGGAAUGACCGCUACAACAAUGCUUAUGGGGAUUACAGCGGUGGCUAUGGUCCACCAGGGGGUGGAUACGGGCACAAUUUUAGAGCACAGCGUAAUUUUGGCCCUCGUGGCCAGUUUCCUAUGCCAGGUGGCCCUCCUAUGUUCUAUCAUGGUUCUCCGGGGCCCCAAGGGCCACCGGGAUCACAUUUCAUGUGGGGAAGAGGAUUUGGCCCCGAUGGUCCACCAAACCGUAGGCUGCCAGUGGAUGACAAAACUAUAAAAUACCUGUUACGUUGUGGUGUUGCAAAAGAGCACCUUAAGAAUUUGCCACAUGGUUUAUUGAAACUGAUUGAACCUGAGUAUUGUGGACUUUGCGCCCAAGGUUUUGACUCGUUUUCCAUGUCUCGCAUACAUUACAUUUCCAAAAACCAUUUGAAGAAUCAGAAAAAAUGGUUAUCCCAACAAUCUGAGAUAGGAUUCCGUCGCGCCAGAGAGAGUAACAACCUACCUCUGAAGGCACGUGAGCUCUACUGUGAACUUUGCGACGUUCAUAUUACGUCGAAAACUCACUCUGAUUCCCAUUACGCAGGAAAACCACACCGAGCGAUUGUUGAAGGGCGCAAGAAUCCGAGAAAUCCGUUUUUGCUUCAACCAGGAAUGGAACAACGAUUGGAGCAGUUAAUCCGUCGUGAGAAGAAAAGUCUUAAAGCUGUCGAAGAGGAAGUGGUGCCUGAGAGAGAGACAAAAGCUGUACAGCCAGAUCUGUAUUGUGAAAUUUGUAAGACAUCAGUGACUUGCUCGGAACAAAUGACAAUGCAUUUGAACGGCAAGCGACAUCUAGCGAAAGAAAAGCAAUACAUUUUAAAAAUGAUGAAGACUAGCGGAGGCAAUGAUGGAUUGCAGGAGAAACAGAACGAAGAAAAUUCUAUGGAAGUAAACGAAGAUGAAGGUGAAGGCGAGUGUGAGGCAGAAGGUGAAGGCGAGUGUGAGGCAGAAGGUGAGGCUGAGGGUGAAGAGAGUUAUGAUUGGGGUCAGGGAGAAGAAAAGUGGGACGAAACCGAAACGAAAGAAGAAGAGAAGGAAGAAUAGUUUGAAAUGUGUACAAUACUGUUCACAUUAUAGAUAAAGCAGAUCUUCAACAUUGAUGUGCAGUUUUUCGUUGGUUUUUUGAACUUGGACUGCCGAUCCCCAUCCAUGGUCAUCAGCUCUUGAAAUAUAAAUUAUAUUCUCUAUUACUUUGUAUCAGUAAAAUACACAAUUUUAAUAAAAA
This is a messenger RNA of Melitaea cinxia (Glanville fritillary), 1680 nucleotides long. RefSeq lists its product as uncharacterized. Gene Ontology annotation, molecular function: nucleic acid binding; zinc ion binding. The transcript is spliced from 12 exons. NCBI's taxonomy places the organism in Eukaryota, Metazoa, Arthropoda, Insecta, Lepidoptera, Nymphalidae. Bases 147 to 1499 code for a protein of 450 amino acids. The record is from RefSeq and is a predicted model, not a curated record.